CUCGCAGAACGCGUCGGCUGCAUAACUCUCCUUGUACAUUCCUAGUCUUGGUUCUGCCAAACCGGACACUUUUCUAGUAUCGGCUUCCCUAGCUCAUCAACACUGACCGCGCCGGCUGAUCUUUGCAGAUAGCCCAACAAAGGUCCGCGUUUGAUAGAAUCGAUUCUCGGUUUGUCUCGGUUGGUGUGCGCGAGUGAGACCAAGUGGCUCCUGAUUAGCUCUCCAUCUCUGCCCGUACAUACACUUUGUCGUCGACGAUGGUAACAACUCUCCUCGUUGAAUGAAGAAUAGAUGUUUCCUUGUUCCUGCUUGUCCAUAGAUAGAUCCAUAGAUCCAUCGAACCGCACUCUGCCUCAGCGCCUUCUACCACUCUCACAUUGACGAUAACGACCACGCUUGUAGAACCUGCCCACGAUCCUCAACGCUAAUACUUCAGACACGAAACUGCUCACGACUUUGUCACAAAUUGUCCCCAAAAUUGCUGCUGCCAGCUAGCUCCGCCUUGUUCACAAUCUUCUUUCUUCAUACAACACCCCGCCGCUCUUACCGGCUUUCUUCCUCAGAUUCUUCUUGGUCUUGCUCAGGUUGCUUCAACUGGGCAUCCAUCGACUCUUAUUACAUUAUCAACCACAACGCUCUCGUAUAAUAUCGCACCUGAACUGAAUCGUUUGGGAGUUUUUUCAUCCAGCUCCUCGAGGAUUAUCGAGUUUUGGUGGCCUAGAGUUUGUCAAGAUCUCCACUCGAGGAAAGCGGUCAACAGCAUAGCAAUCAAACUGGAUCGAGUGCCGUGCGCCGCAGAAUUCUGCUGAAAGCUUGCGACGCUCAGGGUAUUUUUCGGUCUGCCAUAAUCAAAGUCACUGGCCGGACUAGUUACAUAGGAUGGCCCAACCCUUACCGGAAUGGCUCAAACCUGUCACCCUCCGAUACCAAGACUCUGACAAGGUCACCACGGGAUUAGUAGAAUUACCCAUCACUUACAGUGGGCCGUCGAUCCCGCUGUCAUGGCCGUUUACUUCCAUCCAGGCCAAUCCUCUCACUGCCUCACCCGCGGCUCCCUCGGCGCUCCCGUCCCCCCAAGUCGUCAGAUUUAUUGAUGGUAGCGGGCCCUUCACCAUCCUCGGCGAUGUAAUUCUCACUGCCCCGAUUCCUGCACAAACUGCCUCUGUGCCAAUCACCGCGUCGCCGUCCCCGCCGGCCUCUGCUAUCCCUGCCGCCCCGAGCCCAUCGGUGGUCCUUGUGACCACGGUCAUUGUCGCUCAACCGAACCCUAAUACCACUCAGACCACUCCCGACAACUCAAACAGUCCAGCAUACAAUCCGCUUGCUCUGGGCUUUGUUCUACUACUCGCCAUCCUAAUUAUCCUCAUCCUAGCCGCUACUUUCAUCCUCAUCAAACGCCAAAGGAGACGUAGAAAGCAUGUGGGUAUGGUUGACAAGUACGACGACUCCGCUCCUCAAGAAAUCCACUAUGCAUUCAACUCCCGCCUGUAUCCCCAACACCAUCAUGGCAGUCAAACUCAGCCACAUUAUGUAAGGCAUUCUCAGGAGCACGAUAACCCUGCCAUGGUCCGUGAAGAAGAGCAUCUCUGUUUACAAGAUGCUGACACGAAGGAAAAGGAUAUACCAACCCUACAAACCGAGUUCCUCCUCACUCCUCAACGUCAACCUGUUAAAAGAUCACAAAACAAGUGGGCGCGGUUGAAGAAGUUCGUCCCAAAGCUGCCAAUGUUUGGCAAGACUCUUGAUCGACCCGAUUUUGCCUACAAUCAGCCCCUGCCAAAAACCACUCCGAUUUAUGUCAAUCCGUAUCACGACCCUUCAGUGAAUACGAAUACGGGGGAGCGCGUAUCUAGAUGGCGUAUGGCUUGCGGCUCGCUCUCUUCUUCCGCUCUCAAACUUCCUUCCACCAUCACGAGCUACAACAAUGAGCUACCGGUGCACAAGGAUUUUUUGGAGCAGGAGACGCCAGUGAAGGAUCCAGAAGGGCUUCCCAAUGAUCCUAAAUCGGCCGUCUCCGCAAUCCAGCGCGGCGAAGCCAAGCUCGUAUUCAGUUACAACCAAUCAUCCACCGUUUCCGGGCCGACUGGGAAACCACAAACUCGAGCUUACCAGGCCUUGAAGGAGUCGCCCCCAACGAGUCCCUUAAAAGCCAAGUCGAUGGAAGCCGUCUACUCGUUGCUUGAGCUCACUAGUCCCCGCCACGUCAAGCCGCCAACACUUAAGCCUAAGAAAUCGAUCAUCCCUACCGGGUUGUUCAAAUCGCAGGGCAACCCGUCUCGUUCUUUCGGGACUCGGACGAAAUCUAGUCGGACGACUGGCAAAGGGAGCGCCUCCAAAAGAUAUUCAGAUGCUUCUCCACCCCUGUUGGUUGCUGAAUGUGAGGAUGAAGGUUCGGGUAGUGAUGGGACAGACCCAGGUGACUCCCCCUUAGAUUUCAUCACCAUCCCCUUACGCAGUCCACCCAGAUGUCGGAGAGGAACACCUUCAUCCUCCGUCGCCAUCACCGGCUUGGAUAAUUCGUUCGACUCCAUCAGCUGUCCUCGUUCCUUACCUCCCUCUAGUCCAAGUAUCCCACUGCCAUCCUCGGCUAAGAGGGUCAGACCCAAGAAAAAUAGUCUCCCCGCCUUCCCUCAGCCUCCCAUCACCAGCCAACUCAGCACUAGCAAUUCCGGUGACGACCAAUCUCAUAUUGUACCCCUCAGACGCGCCCCUUGCUCGAGUAGCCCUGUCUUAUUACCCUCACUCCCAAUCACUCGAGCACUCGUCCCAAAAACACGAGAUGAAUCUUCACCCACAAAACUCCUCAGCCAUGCUCGAUCCCACUAUCGUAAUUAUAGUCCUGCAGUCAAGAAUGAAAUGAGUGCGAACGAUUCUAGCUUGGAUACCAAUCUGGGCCACGAAGCUCACAGGUAUGACAGAACCAGAACAGAACACUCGAAAGAUAGUAGCCGUCUUAUGAACUCUUCAUCAUCGAAUGAGAUUACCGGGUACCCUAAGGAUCCUUCGUUUGGGACCUCUGACGGCAUCUCGCUCGCCCAUCCUGAGCCUCAUCCGACCAAGACGGGCAGUCGGGAAACGCGGAAUUCAUCUGCAUCAGAUGAAGACAUCGUCUUCAAUGGUUACUUCGGCUCUGGCUCGAUCGGCAACACGGGUGGAGUGAGCGAACUGGGGAUUCUAGAUAGUAGCAUGCGUGGUACCGACCAUUCGCUGAGCCGAGAAAUCGAAAUGGACGCAGGUUUUCCUGUAUCAAUCCAAGAAUGCCCCGCUGGGAAAACGCGAGAGGGCUCAGUGCAACUGGUUGAUGGAGACGAGUACUCAUACAACUCCGGCGAUCUUUUCUAUGUCAAGCCUCAACUUGGACGUCCUUCGGGAAGUCGAUGGGUCCACACCACUACCCAAGCUACUAGCCCCCCCAAGUAUCAAGCUCUGUCGAAGGUUCUACCAUCCUCUAAAUCCAAAACUAAUCUGAAAGAUAUCACUGAAGAAUCGACCAGUCGAAUCUCGUAUCAGAGUGAGGCGGGCCAAGCACAAGAGCCCCAGAACUUGACAGAGAGUGAUCGACGAAACGAACGAGUAACCGAGCUCCGGAGGAGCCAUAAGUCGCAUCUAUCGACUCGAGUCCCAUCGAGUUGUUAUUCGACUGAUCCAGAAGAGGUGGCCCGUCGGGCGAGUCGUAGAAGCGUAUCCAGCUCCGUCCUCGGCAGUAUCUUCUCCCUCGCGAAAGGUCGCAGAUGCGUCUCGUAUCCUACCGGACUCUCCAACGAGAGUGAAUCGAGUGGGAUGAACCACGCAGCCCUAGACAUCGAGCCGAUGCUGAAUGACGCCCGGUCGCCCCUGCAACGGAUAGCGGAGAAAUGUCGGCAUCCGAGUGGAUCGAGCGAAGAAGAACAACAAGAGGGCGAAGGCGACGCUGAUGAUGAUGGCGAGCCUUAUGGAAAUAGGCGGAGGUCUUCCGGCGAAGAAGAAGAAGAAGAAGAGCAUUCGGAAGGCGAUGAAGAGGAAGAGGCCGAUGAGGGAUGUAGGUUGUUGUUUGCCCGGCCGGCUUUGAGCUCGACAUGUUCGAGAGCUACGCUUGGACAACGGAUGGUCACCAUGAGAACCACUGAACAACACGCACCCAAUACCCACAGCUAUCAUGCCCCGGUCCACACUUCACCCACUGCUAUCUCUCCGCCGCCCACUGCCAGCGGCCAACCGUUGCUCAUCCAAACUCUCGAAACCCCUCCUCGUUCACACUCGAGUCAUCCUUCUUCCAGGUGAUCUGUUUGGUUUUGUUUUGUACACGCAUACUUACAUAGUUAAAAUUUCUACAAUUUUCUUUCUUUCUUUUUUUUAAAUCUUUUGGUUGAAUGAUUUGAUGAGAAGACGAAAAAAAUAAACUCUUUGUUUCUUCAUUUCCUUGACUAAUUCUUUUAUCGAUAUUGUGUCAUAUCCACCCUUGCCUUUUUUUUUUUUUUUCAUUACCUUAUUGUUGUUCCCCGCAUCCCACCCUUGUGCAUUGAAAUUAAUAUACAUCCCGA
This is a messenger RNA of Puccinia graminis f. sp. tritici CRL 75-36-700-3, 4520 nucleotides long. RefSeq lists its product as uncharacterized. Lineage: Eukaryota; Fungi; Basidiomycota; Pucciniomycetes; Pucciniales; Pucciniaceae. The transcript is spliced from 8 exons. Bases 880 to 4260 code for a protein of 1126 amino acids. The record is from RefSeq and is a predicted model, not a curated record.